Molecule: messenger RNA, 2353 nt
Organism: Panonychus citri (citrus red mite)
Lineage: Eukaryota; Metazoa; Arthropoda; Arachnida; Trombidiformes; Tetranychidae
Product: polypyrimidine tract-binding protein 1-like
Exons: 5
Coding region: 278-1795 (505 amino acids)
Biological process (GO): regulation of RNA splicing; mRNA processing
Cellular component (GO): nucleus
Molecular function (GO): mRNA binding
Source: RefSeq, a predicted model, not a curated record
UUUCAGUUUUUUAUCUUCAUCUCUCAUAUUUUCUCAUGUUUGUCUUCAUCCUUUUAUCAAAUUAAUCAUCACAUCCAUCAUCAUUUAUCUGUUUUUUCUUUCUCUUUUUCUUUAGGGUGAAGUAAAUUGUGUCUUGUGAAACAAAAGAAAAGCGAAUCUUCCAAUUUCCUCUCAUGUUUGUCUAGUUUUUGUAUUUAUUUUUAUUUUCUUUUUUUUUUGAUUGAACGUCGAUAAUCAAACGUGCAACCUUCGUGUAUGGUUCGAGCUUUGGACAUCGAUGUCAAUUAAACGAGGUUCUGAAGAUCUUCUCCACCCUGACAAUGACGUUAUUAUGAGUGAAAAAGAAAAUGAAGCAAAGAAGCUUAAAAUUGAAUCGUCUGGUGUUGGUACAAUAGGAUCAUCUGAAUCUAACGGCUCUAAAAUGUUAAACGACUCUUCAUCUAAUUGUCCCUCUCCUUCCCCAUCUCGUGUGGUACAUAUUCGUAAUGUGCCCAUGGAAGCAACCGAAAACGAUGUUCUCAGUAUUGGAACCCCUUUUGGUAAAAUAACCAAUGUUCUCCUUUUAAGAGGAAAAGGUCAAGCUUUCCUUGAGUUUGUUGACUCAUUCUCAGCUCAACAAAUGGUUAACUAUUGGGCUGACCCUAAUAACCUACCAAUUCAACCUUGUAUCCGUGGUCGACAAGUAUAUGUCCAAUUUUCUAACCACAAAGAACUUAAAAAAUCACUUCUUGGACCCAAUGCUGAUGGCAGCUAUCAAAGUACCUCACCUCCAAAUAGUAAAAACAACAGCAGUAAUGGAGACUCCUUGGGAGCCAGUACAGUUUUAAGAGUCAUUGUAGACAAUAUUGUUUACCCUGUUAGCUUGGACACCUUUUAUCAAAUAUUUUCACGCUUCGGAAAAGUGACCAAAAUUGUAACUUUCACCAAAAAUGCCACAUUCCAAGCCUUGAUACAAUACGAAUCAAGUUUCAAUGCGUCAACAGCUAAACAAGCCUUAGAUGGUCAACAAAUGUUCUCAUCUGGAAAUGUGCUACGAAUUGAGUUCUCCAAAUUAUCAAACAUUAACGUGAAAUAUAACAAUGACAAAAGUCGAGAUUUCACUAACCCUCUCUUACCUCCUGGGGGAUCUCUCCCUGGUUCCAUGGCUGUCAAUCCAUCUCAUGCCUUUUCAACUUUAUCCUCACCAGGACUUCAUGGAAUGGGUAGUGUUCUGUUAGCUUCAAAUCUCAAUGAACAGAUGGUCACUCCAGACGCUAUUUUCACUCUUUUUGGUGUGUAUGGUGACGUCAUGAGAGUAAAAAUUCUAUUUCACAAAAAGGAUAAUGCUCUUAUUCAAAUGAGUGAACCUCAACAAGCUCAAUUGGCAAUGACUUACCUUGAUAAAGUUAAACUCUUUGGCAAGCCCAUGAAAAUUUCAGCAUCUAAAUAUUCAUGUGUUCAAACGCCUAAAGAAGGUCAACCUGACUCUGGUUUCACAAAGGAUUUUACAAAUUCUACUCUUCACCGAUUCAAGAAACCUGGUUCCCGAAAUUAUCAGAACAUUUAUCCACCCAGUUCAACGCUUCACCUUUCUAACAUUCCUUCAUCAGCGAACGAAGAAGAUAUUCGAGAAGCGUUUGAGCAAAUAGCUGGCGUCCAAGUGGUCAACUUUAAAUUCUUCCCGAAAGAUAGAAAAAUGGCCUUGACUCAAUUAGCAUCUGCUGAAGAUGCAGUCCACGCAUUGAUUAAAAUGCACAAUUAUCAACUGUCUGAAGCGAGCCAUUUACGAGUAUCUUUCUCCAAAUCAUCCAUAUAAUCAAUGGCUAUGAGGGUUUCUAUCACUAUAUAAUCACACAUAUUUAUCAUCUCAUCUCUCCUUUCCUCCUCUCAUUUUGCCGUGUAUAUGAAUCCCGUACAACAAAGGCAAGUGAUUCGGUGGUAUGGCGAUGGUAGCUGAACCUGGAGCUAAUAUCAUCAAAGGAAAUACAAGAACGAGACUCUUUAGGAAUCCAAAUUAUCAUCGGACGUGGACCUUAUUCAUAAGGAUAAAUAUUAACUUCUAAUUUUUUGAGAAAAGCUGAUAUUAAAUUGGUUAUUUAAAAGGCUCCUGUAUCUUUCGUCCUUUCAUCACAUUUAUCUUCAUCUUACUCUUUCACAUCUUAAAGCUCUAAAGGAUCAAACAACAAAAAAGCAAAAUCACAAAAAUGCAACUUCUAUUUAAGAUCUUACAUUACUUAACAUUUUUUCUUUUCUUUUUUUCUCUUCCUUUAUCUUUUCACUUUUUUCCUUUCUCUCUUUAUCUUUCACAUACUUUUCGCAAUCUAUUCAGUGUAUAUCUUCUCAAUCUUAUUAAACUUUGCUUCUUCCUUCAUAA